Molecule: messenger RNA, 5298 nt
Organism: Corapipo altera (White-ruffed manakin)
Lineage: Eukaryota; Metazoa; Chordata; Aves; Passeriformes; Pipridae
Gene: TRAF6
Product: TNF receptor associated factor 6
Exons: 7
Coding region: 127-1764 (545 amino acids)
Biological process (GO): interleukin-1-mediated signaling pathway; tumor necrosis factor-mediated signaling pathway; protein K63-linked ubiquitination
Cellular component (GO): plasma membrane signaling receptor complex
Molecular function (GO): ubiquitin protein ligase activity; tumor necrosis factor receptor binding; zinc ion binding
Source: RefSeq, a predicted model, not a curated record
CGCCUCGGGCGGCCCCGCUCUCUUCCAGCCGCCGCUCCGACGCCUCCCGAGGAGAAGCGGAAGCGGCGGCGGGCGGGGAUCGGCCGCGGGUCGGGUGCAUUUCUGUGUAGCACUUGAUUAGCUACUAUGAGCUUGCUACACAGUGAUAGCAGUUGUGGAGCCCGAGACGUGGAAAGCGGCUGCUGUGCAGCCAUGGCCAGUGCCUGCAGCGCUGGAGCCAAAGAAGACGGCACAAGUGUCAGCAGUGGGACUGGAAACCCUCCAAGUUCUUUCACAGAAGAAACACAAGGAUAUGAUGUGGAGUUUGAUCCGCCCUUGGAAAGUAAAUAUGAAUGUCCAAUCUGUUUGAUGGCUCUUCGGGAGGCUGUGCAGACACCGUGCGGACACCGUUUCUGCAAAGGCUGCAUUGUCAAAUCAAUAAGAGAUGCAGGUCACAAAUGUCCAGUAGACAACGAAAUUCUGCUUGAAAAUCAACUUUUUCCUGACAACUUUGCUAAACGGGAGAUCCUUUCAUUGAUGGUGAAGUGUCCCAACAAGGGCUGCAGUAUGAAGAUGGAGCUGAGGCACUUAGAGGAACACCAGUUACAGUGUGAAUUUUCCACUGUGGAAUGUCCACAGUGCCAAGGAACCUUCCAGAAGAACCACUUGAAAGAGCACAUGACCCAGGAGUGUCCGAGGCGUCAAGUGUGUUGCCCAAACUGUGCCACAUCUAUGGCCUACGAAGAUAAAGAGCUUCAUGACCAAACCUGCCCACUUGCCAACGUGUUUUGUGAAUAUUGCAACACAGUGCUAAUCAGAGAGCAGAUGCCUAACCAUUACAACAAUGAUUGUCCUACUGCCCCAGUGCCAUGUUUUUAUAGUGCCUUUGGAUGUCCUGAAAAGAUGCAAAGGAAUGAACUGGCACGACAUAUGCAGGAGUUCACUCAGGUUCACAUGAGAAUGAUGGCGCAGAGUUUUCAAAAUAUCAGUGUCACUGCUACAAAUCCUGUACCCUUCAUCAAUGGCCUACCCUUUGAGCCUGCCCUCUUCUCACAUGUGUCACGUGCCACAUAUGAUUGUAAUCCAGAAGUUGAAAACUUCAAAGAAACUAUUCAGCAGUUGGAAGGUCGUCUGGUAAGACAAGAUCACCAAAUCAGGGAACUCAUUGCUAAAAUGGAGACUCAGAACACUCACAUGGCAGAACUCAAACGUACUAUCCGAAGUUUGGAGGGAAAGAUCACUGAAAUGGAGGCCCAGCAAUGUAACGGUAUUUAUAUCUGGAAGAUUGAGAACUUCAGCGGACUUCAGAAAGCCCAGGAAGAAGAGAGACCUGUUGUCAUGCACAGUCCUGGCUUCUAUACUGGAAAGCCUGGGUACAAGCUGUGUUUGCGCCUGCAUAUCCAGUUACCGAAUGCUCAGCGCUGUGCUAAUUUUAUAUCUCUGUUUGUCCACACUAUGCAAGGAGAAUAUGACAGCCAUCUGCCAUGGCCUUUCCAGGGCACGAUACGACUUUCUAUUUUGGAUCAAUCAGAAGGCCCAGAAAGGCAGAAUCAUGAAGAAGUAAUGGAAGCCAAACCAGAGUUACUGGCCUUCCAGAGACCGACAGUUCACCGCAAUCCAAAAGGUUUUGGUUAUGUGACUUUCAUGCACCUUCAAAAUUUGAAACAAAGAACCUUCAUAAAGGAUGAUACACUUCUGGUGCGCUGUGAAGUUCUAACGCGUCUAGAUUUGAAGAGUGUCCGCAGAGAAGGAUUUCAGACUCGCAGUACAGAUGGACCUCUGUAGCCUGUAAGUCUUAUCCAGAGGAAUGGAGCCACUAGUUAUGUUCUUCCACCACAAGAGUGCUUCAUUGUAAAUAUAGGCUGCGUUUGUAAAAGAUCAUAGUUACCAACAUAGUUGAUCUUCACCUGAAUGGAACUUUCUUGUUGCUGGUUUAUUUUUUUCUGUAUGAGGUCAUGUAUUUAAAUAUUUGGUAUGGUUCUCUAUUAAAAUAAUAAGCUACUUUUGUAGCAAGCUAACUAAAUGAAGUGUUGUUAACCAAAACUUAACUGCCUAAAGGAAAAUCCUGUUGCAGAACCUGUACGUCUCUGGUAAAAUGUAAGUCAUGUUGAGAAGUCCUGUAAGUCUUUUCACCUCAGUGCCUCAGAUACUGUAACAGGGAAAUAGCUAAAUUAAUAAAGAUGAGGAAUUUUUUUGUUUGUUUUUUACAGAGCUUGGGAAAGUUGAGACAGUUUCUAUAUUGACUUAUCUAGAAUUUUGCAUUGGUUAUGCUUUUCUUGAAAUCUGAAGUCAAGACUUCGCUUAUGUCACCUAGGGUUCAGGUAUGCUUUGGCCCUUCCUUUCUUUGGAGUUGGCUUCAGGAAGUGGCAUGUUGAUGUACAGUUGAAGUUAGUAUUUCCAAAAGACAUGUGGUAUUGUUGUGGAGAAGGCUAAACAACUAUGAGCUGAGUUCACUGAAGAAAUGUUUGUAAUAUGGUCUGAAAGUACCUCCCUAAUUCUCUUUACUUGAAUAAAUCUUUCUGUAAGUGUGUGCUCUAGGCCCAGAGUGUCAAUUACAAUUGACAAGAGAUAUAAAAGUUUAGCAUUUGAAUGAAAUACCUUUGUGCUGAGGUACCCCCUAUGCUGAACAUUUUUCAGCUUAUGAGUGGAUACAUGAGCAAGGGGAUGUACUAACUAGAUAGGGUGAUACAGGAUGCGUUUUACUGUUGUUGAAACCCGAAUUUGUACCAAAGCUGAACUUGUGACCUGCAUGUAUUCGAGCGAUCUCUUGGUGUUGUGCGUGACAUAUGACCUAUGUCACCUCCUAUGAAUUCUCAGUGGGCAGCUGGCCAUAUCAACAUCCAACUGUUGUGUGUAUUUCCUGUCCCUUUAAACAAUAGAAACUGGGCCACUCUCAGCAAUUUGGAGAAGAAGGAAAACCUGCUAGUUCAACAGUGUGAGGAAAAAUUGCAGUCCUGUUUGCUCUUAGGAAGAAAAUCUGACUUCCAUAGUUACUCAUUUAUCAAACACUAGAUUCACUAUGUCAGGGAUUCAUGAGCUUCCUAAUAUUGCGUGUAUUAUUAUUUUCUGUACUGACUGUAUGCCACAUAAAUGUUGGUUUUGACCAGUCAAAGCUGAGUAGUUCAAUUUCACUGGUGCUAAAAAUUUUAACUUAUCAUGGUGCUGAUAAAGUUCUGAAUCUUGUCUUUAAAGGAGGGAAGAAAAAAGUUUUGUCCACCCCAUAACCUAAACAGAUAUUCUGAUACAGAAGAAAGAAUUAAAUGAUACGUAAGCAUAUGUGUAUUAUUUAUCCAUGCUAGUGAAGUAACCUAAAGACUGCCACUUAAAAAAUAGUAAAGAGUAUUCCAACUAUUUGGCCUCAUCAAAGCGGUACCAUGAGUAUCGUCAGUGGGGAAAGGGCACAUGCUUAAUACAUACAUAUACAUACAUGAGUAAAGAAAGACUACUGUAGUAUAUUGAUUUGGGAGGAUACUCUGCCUGACUGCAUGAGAUGUAAAAGUUCCUGGACCCAAGCUACCACAUUCAUCAUAUCCAGAUGAGUAAAACUUCUUCUGGAGAUAGAACCUCUUAGAUGAGGGGUUGUGUUCAAUGGAGUGUUGUCACUGCUGAAACAUGAACUUCCUGGCUAAUGGUAAAUGCAGUUGGUCAUUGAGAACUUCAUUGUAUUCUCUGUGAUUAGGGAAGGGGUGAGCAUAUAUUAAAAUAGGAAAAGAUCCUUGCUUUAAAACUGUGGGCUUAAGCUUCUUAAGUAGUCUUGAUGAUGAAUAGCCUCAUCCUAUUAGCUUUCUUGUUUCAGUGUCUUCAGUUAGAGAAUGUCCAGUUAAACCAUUCUUAACCAAGAGCUGUUAAUGUACAUAGCAGUGCACAGACCCACUGUAUACAGAAGGUGCUGUACACUAGUUCUCCAUUUUCAAGCUAUGUUAGUUAUACUUAUUUUUUUCAAGAUGCUCAAAAACUGCCAUUGUCUCCUUUUUUCCCCCCUUUCUCUUUUUUUCAGGGGGUGGGGUGGCAGUCAGAAGAAACUCUUGUAAUUAGAGAGCUUCUUCCUGCCCCAGGUCCUUUAUCAGCCCUAGUGGUAAUAAUAAAAAUGUCCUUGCUCUGUGUUCACAUUGGUUAUAGCCAAGAUCCAGUAAGUGCAUUAACACUUCCUUUGCUUUUGAAUAUUUGCAUUCUGAAUGGAAUUUUUACUUUGAACCAUAUCUGCAAGAUCGGAUGUACUUUGCCUCUGAGGAGGAAACUCAGUUUGGUGGCAGAGUUUUAAGUGAUUCAGGUUAAUACAAUAGCACAAGCCAAUAGGGAAUAGAAGGCUACUGCAUGUAUAGGACUGCAUUGGCCACAGUAAUAUGAAUGCUUUAUUCACUGCUGCUAUUCUACUGGUUUUGUAUUUUUAUAUUACCCACUAGAACUCUUGAGAGAUGUCAAAUUACUGUAAUGACAGAGUUUUACAUGCGAGACUUUCAGUGCUAAUUUGCUAAGUAUCGGUUAGAUCUUAUUGUCAUAAAAACACCUUGUAAAUGUUAAUGAAAUAUUUAUUCAUAAUAUUCAUGUACUUGCUCCAUUUUCCUCUUUCCCCUUUCUCCAAAUCUCUUCUUUUGAGAACUUGUUUUACCACGGUAGAUUGAGGUAUAAUUGCUAGAACUGUUUAAAUGGAAGCAGAAAGGUAUGCAGCAUUGAGAGUUGUCUCUAAAACAAAGCCGAAGAAGAAUGGGAAUUUAACCCAUUUCCUGUGUAAUUCAUUCAGCAAUGGAGUUCUUUAGUUUUGUAACUCAAAGCUUUGCAGCAUCACUGGAUCUCGAGGUGAUUUAAAAAGUGGCUUAGCUUCUUUUCCAAAUUUCUGUUGUCUUUGAUGUGUCCUAAGUCACCGACUUAAUAUGUGUAUUUGCAAAGCUGCUAUGGCACAAAUUUACCAGUGAUAAUAUAUUACAAAUAUGUUACCUUUUGCCUCUAAAUGUCUUCACCUGCAGGGCAGGGAAAAUUAUUUUACUAAAAAUAAUGUGUGAUGUAUAUGUGGGAGCUCAGAUAAUGUGAGAUGUAUAGACUUGUUUUUUAAGUGGUCUCAUGAUAUGUCUGGUCAUGUUUGCUAUCAAUGAAUUAAACUUGCUGAUGAAAUCAGAGAUGGUGACAGAAUAAAUACAUUUAUGAUGGAUUUUAAAGAUUAUUCUGGGUUCAAUGUUAAAGGUUUAUAUUGGUUUGUGUUUGAACAAAAGGAAAGUACUUCUAUUCCCUUUGAUGUAUUGAUCGAUAAUUUAAUAUAUUUUGUAAUAGUGCACAGCAAUAUUUCUGACAGAACUUUAAAAAAUAAACUAAGUAAACUGUGCA